CGGGAGCUGCGGCGGCGCCCGGCGCUGCGCGGGCAGGGGCCCGCCCGCGGAGGCCGCGGAGGCCGCAGAGGCCGGCGCGGCCCCCCCGCCCGCGGAGGCCGAGGCCUGCGGCGUGCGGCAGCGCUGCGGGCUCGCAGCGAAAAGAGGGAGCCUCGGGGUCGGAGGAGGAGCGCAGACCACACUCAGCGGGAGCGCUCGCACCGCCUGCCCCGCCGCGGGUGCCAGGCCCAAGUAUAACCAGGCUUUCAGAAAUUGCAGAACCACGGUCGCCAUCGACACUUCUGGCUGUCAGACGCCCCUGGAAUACAGGUGGGGCGUGCAGCAGCCUGCUGCCGCCAAAGGUCGUGGGCCACUGGCGGACGACGGGCAGCAGCCUGCACAUCGACUCAGCACGGAUCGGCGUUUGCCAGGUCGGCCCCACCAUGACCGCGACACCAUGGACAGAAAAAGCUUGAGGUUGGGAGCACCUGGACAUCCAGACAUUUACAUCGCCUGCGCCAGUGGUCGACCGACCGCAGCAAGGCGCGGAUGUGUCCGACACGCAAGGGUGCAACAACAUAUCGACCUGCUGCUGCCGACUGCUUCUUCUCC
Molecule: messenger RNA, 591 nt
Organism: Prorocentrum cordatum
Lineage: Eukaryota; Dinophyceae; Prorocentrales; Prorocentraceae
Source: the annotation of a GenBank genome assembly